AAUCCCUCGUCCUGGAGAGAUCACGACGACGCCACGUCCACACACUCGGCCGGCACACCGGGACCGUCCAGCGGAGGACACGCGUCGCAGAGCGGAGACAACAGCAGCGAACAGGGAGAUGGUUUAGACAACAGCGUGGCCUCACCCGGCACGGGCGACGAUGACGAUCCAGACAAGGACAAAAAGCGACAGAAAAAACGAGGCAUCUUCCCUAAGGUCGCCACCAACAUCAUGCGGGCAUGGCUCUUCCAGCAUCUCACACACCCGUAUCCUUCAGAAGAACAGAAGAAGCAGCUUGCUCAGGACACAGGCCUCACCAUCUUACAAGUAAACAACUGGUGAGUCCAGGCCCUUUCCUCUCUCUGACCAU
Rhinichthys klamathensis goyatoka is the source of this 370-nucleotide messenger RNA. Its product is annotated as homeobox protein Meis2-like. The record is from RefSeq and is a predicted model, not a curated record. The annotation marks the transcript as partial. Gene Ontology annotation, biological process: embryonic pattern specification; positive regulation of cell population proliferation; positive regulation of transcription by RNA polymerase II. NCBI's taxonomy places the organism in Eukaryota, Metazoa, Chordata, Actinopteri, Cypriniformes, Leuciscidae. Gene Ontology annotation, molecular function: DNA-binding transcription activator activity, RNA polymerase II-specific; RNA polymerase II cis-regulatory region sequence-specific DNA binding. The transcript is spliced from 3 exons.